Alosa alosa (allis shad) is the source of this 2061-nucleotide messenger RNA. RefSeq names its product ribose 5-phosphate isomerase A (ribose 5-phosphate epimerase) (gene rpia). Gene Ontology annotation, cellular component: intracellular membrane-bounded organelle. The coding region runs from base 70 to 921 and encodes 283 amino acids. The record is from RefSeq and is a predicted model, not a curated record. NCBI's taxonomy places the organism in Eukaryota, Metazoa, Chordata, Actinopteri, Clupeiformes, Clupeidae. Gene Ontology annotation, molecular function: ribose-5-phosphate isomerase activity. The transcript is spliced from 9 exons. Gene Ontology annotation, biological process: pentose-phosphate shunt, non-oxidative branch; D-ribose metabolic process.
UACAAGCAUUUAGCGACUUCAGGCAUCUCAGUUCUUCCAUGUCAGACUUGUUUUCAUGGAGGAAGGGUGAUGCUGUUCCAGAGGUGGGUCGGGCUUAGGGUCGGAUCUUUCUCAUCACUGUGUUUGGGGAGGAUCAAACCGCCCCUCUUUGAAAUAGGGAAGGAGACACACGUGUGUAUUUGCAGGAGUCGCUCUCGUAACUACGUUUCAGUAAUGGCAGAGGAAGCAAAGAAACUCGCCGCGUACGCUGCAGUGGACAACCACAUACAGACCAACCAGGUCGUUGGGGUUGGUAGUGGCUCUACAAUAGUGUAUGCUGUGGAUAGGCUGGCGGAGAGAGUGCGGCAGGAGAAGUUAAAAAUUGUGUGUGUCCCCACCUCCUUCCAGGCGCGCCAGUUGAUUCUGAAGCAUGGCCUCACUCUCUCUGACCUGGACAGGCAUCCAGAGCUGGAUGUUGCCAUUGACGGUGCUGAUGAAGUGGACGCAGGCCUCGCUCUGAUCAAGGGAGGAGGAGGCUGUCUGACCCAGGAGAAGAUUGUUGCUGGUUGUGCCAAACACUUCAUUGUCAUCGCAGACUUCAGAAAGGACUCAAAGUCUUUAGGCCAGCAGUGGAAGAAGGGGGUCCCCAUAGAGGUUAUUCCUAUGGCGUAUGUCCCCGUUUCCAGGACACUUGCCAAGAGGUUUGGUGGAGAGGCUGUAUUAAGGAUGGCUGUGAGCAAAGCGGGUCCUGUAGUGACUGAUAACAGCAACUUUAUCCUGGACUGGAAGUUUGAGCACAGCCAGAACUGGAAGGAAGUCAACACAGCCAUCAAAAUGAUCCCAGGUGUGGUGGAGACUGGGCUGUUUGUGGGGAUGGCAGAGAAGGCUUACUUUGGCAUGGAGGACGGAAGUGUGAAGGUCAGAGACCCGCCAAUCAUCUAAGACUCCACCCGCUCAACGGAGACCUCGCCUGCGGAGCACUCAACUCAAGAGAUGUUCAGCCUGACACCUCAAGUGCCCAUAAAGAAGAUAUCACACACACACACACACAGCCAUACCUCUGUAAAUGUCCCCUUACUUUGGGUGUAAGCUACUAACAAUUUUCUACUUAUGUACCCAGAGAGUCUCUCUCGUCUCCUCUUGUAAAGUCCAGGUCAGGUGUAACAUGUCAGAUGAAGACACUGGGAGUUGGAUGGGGAAGUGUAUUCCUCAAAGCAGAAUCACCAAAUUAUCUGAUCAAAUGCAAUCCAAAAGUACAACCCAACCCAGCACUUUUCACCUAAGACUUAUGAGUCAGAUUUGGGUGUUCUCCAUGUCUGACUUUGCAUAGUUAUCUGACUGACAUGAAGAUUAUGCUUUGUGGAAUAUUCCUCUGCACUUACCCUAAUGGUUUCACUCUUCUGCCAAGGCAUUGCUGAAAGAUUAACAUCUCCCCAUACUGGACCUCUUACAGACCGGUGCUAAAUCUGAGAGAGAGAGGCCGUCUGGGUGUUGUCUGUUUCUUCUUCCUCUCUGUGUAUUUCUCACGCUUGACUGAGAACUUGAUAGUUGUGGGGGAAGAAGUUAAAUGUCUCUCCCUCUCAGACUGAGGGGUGAAUUUUAGCCUAAAAUGCAUGUCUGUCAAUGUGAUUUGACAGUUCACCACUUAACUGCAUGUGUUCUCUGCUCACUCAUGCACAUGGCCAUGAAUAUGUGACUCAAAUGCAUUAGUGAUAGAAGAAAUGUCAGUAGUUCUUUUCAAUAUGUACCUCGUAUUUGUUUCAGUGGUGGAAUGGUUGGCUCAGUCAUUAUCUGAGGAACCUGGGCCCUGCAUAUUUAAGAUGCCUUUCCUGUACUGUACACACUAAUUAAUAGGCAGCAGACAAUUAAGAUGUCCCUCACUUAGGUGUGUGUGUGUGUGUGUGUGUGUGUGUGUGUUUUCAGCCAAUCAAUGGUGUUAUAAUUGCCUGCUGAACUCACAAUUUUGUGGUAGAGCAGGAAGAGACAUAUAAUGUGUAGUGCCAAGGGGUCUCAUGUAAGCAGCACUGAAAAACCUGGACACUGGUGGUUUUGGCCUUUCACCAUGGAACAAACAUGGAUCCC